AUGACGCAAGCAAGCUUCUCCGAUUUCGACUCGCCAGCUGUACCAAAUGAAGCAUCGAGCCACGCAACGUCCAUGUGUAACACGCCCUCCGCACACGAAACUGCAGUCACGCCCAAAUCAGUAACACACCAAGCUAGUCCCUUUGCGAUUGUCCCUUCAAUGCCGACUAUCAGCGUCACUGUAACUUUGACUGUCAUCCACACUCCAGAUACCAACUUCUCCGAGGCGUCCUAUUUGCAUCUAAUCAGGCCAUCGGAGCUUGAUUUCUCGAUGAUAACCACUAGAACCCAUCCUACCGUCCCAGAAGUCACAGUAGCAUCUUUUGAACUCUACGUGUCACCCGUCGAUCCAUCAACCGUAGCUGUUCCUACCGGCUCAACAAUAGACAAUGGGUCCAUCACAUCAUCACCAGCUCUCGCUCCUGCGGCAAUCGUAGGUAUUGCGAUCGGCACCAUCACCAUCACUGCUGCUUUCAUUGUACUCUCGCUUUACCUCUAUCGACGCAACCACAGUGCUAAGUAUCGCAGCGAUACAGAGGCCAUGACAAGCGAAGCGGUGCUUGAAGCUAAAUUGCAGCGCGCGCAGGAUCUUAGGAUACAUCGGCUAUCAACACAUGGCAAAGCUCUGAGUACACAGCCACUGAAGAUGGCUGCAAAGAAGCUGGCUUGUAUCGUUGAGAAAGAGCGUAUGGUGCGCGUUACAAAUGACGAAGGGAUAGAUAAUGCUGGAAAUGUGCAGGCACAUUUUGACCGAGUGCGUCGGCCUUCUGGUCUAGCUAUGCACCCUCCAACACCUACAAUGGCUACCUAG
Boeremia exigua is the source of this 810-nucleotide messenger RNA. RefSeq lists its product as uncharacterized. The transcript has a single exon. Bases 1 to 810 code for a protein of 269 amino acids. Lineage: Eukaryota; Fungi; Ascomycota; Dothideomycetes; Pleosporales; Didymellaceae. The record is from RefSeq and is a predicted model, not a curated record.